UCUAUCACACGGUGCACAAGUGUUCCCUUUCACCAUGCUGUCAUCAUCAUAUUCCACACUUUGCUGGUAAAAAUCAAACCACUCGUAGGACCAGAUAAAGCACCAUGAUGAUGGAGACAGCCCCACAUUGCUGAAGAAGAAGGAGGAGGAGAAGAACUGAAGAAGAAGUAGCAGCAUACAUACAACUACAUCACACAGCAACUAUGGUGGUGGUGGAAUUUAUACACCAUAGUAGUAGUUGUAUUGUAUAAAAGGAAAGCACCGUUGUUUACACCGAGUUUCUUUUGGGUAAGUGAGUUCUCAAAAGGGGUUGCUGUUGAUGCAAAUUCAGAGAGAGGAGGAUAUCUUCUGCCACAAAUUCCAAGGUGCAUGUUUCUGUUUCUCACAUCCCUUCUUGAUCUUCUUCAUAAACUAGGACAAACCCAAAUGCCACUUCUUUGAAUGUUUCUGGAAUCCGAUGAUCUUUUAUUGUUUUGAUUUUUAGUAUCAUAAAUUCUUUCAUUCUUUCCUGCAUAUACACAUAACUUCAAUUCUUUUGUUAUUAUAUAACAAUCAGCAUUCUUCACAUUCACAGUCACAGUCACAGAUUCAAUUCACAUAGGAAACAUUCAAUUUGUAAAAAAAAAAAAACUGCACAUUGGAUUGGAUAUUCAUCGGAUUCCUUUUUUUCUUUGUUUGAAAAGAAUUCCUUAGAAUUUUCACACACACAUUUUCACAACACAACACAUUACAUGCGCAUGCAAAUUGAGUUUUCCAUUAAGAAAAAUUCCAUUCAUUUCUUCUUCACCCACACUUGAUCAAGCUAUUAUAUAGAGAAAGGGAAGGGAAAAAGAAGCAGAAACAAACAGAAGCAGCAGCAAUUGGGUUGAGUGAGAGAACAAGCGUUACUGCAACCAUAGACAAUGUUGGCUGGGUGUUCUAGUCCGGCAUUGUCAUCACCGAGGCACAGAUUGAGGAGUGAAGCAUCAGCACAGUUUCAAGCUUGCCAUUUCCAGUUACCUUCCAUGAGCACACAGAGAUUGGACUUGCCACGCAGCGCUUUCCCUCGGAAAGACACAACAACGACCUCUUCACGCUCGCAGCCAUUGAGGCCUGUGGGGAUUUCAGUGGAGAAAACCAAUGAAUCCAAGAGCAGCACUUGUUCUCUGAAGCAGAACAUUCGUCUUCCACCUCUGGCUACAACAACAGCGUCACUAGGAGGAGAUAUCAUCAAGGGUGAGGAGUUUUGGGAGAAGAAGAGUACCAAGAGUUUGAAGAGAGUUGCAGAGCAUGGAGAUGAUGAUGAUGAUGAUGAGUCCUUCACCAGCAGAUACAAGAGGAAAAAGGGUAAUGGGAAUUCUGAUGAGGUUCUUGAAGCAGGGGAAAAUUUUGGAAGCUUUUGGUCUGUUCAUAGUUUUGGAGGCCUUAACCUUCCUUCUUCACUUCCUUUCUCUCUGAAUUGUUCUGGGGAUGAAGAGAGGGUGUGUUUUGCUCCUGCUGAAGUGAUUUCUGCACCUUUGCCUUUCUCAAACAACAAUCCUUGGCUGGAAUCUGCUGUAACAACAAUCACCAAUUUUGGUGAGGGAAGCCACCAACACCAGCAGCAUGUUAAGGAAGGUUCAGUCUCCAAUGAUUCAUCAGAUAGCCAGAGCUUGAGCCUGAGGUUGAAUGAGAAUGUUACAUCAGAACUUGAAGUGGGAAAUGGUUCAGGGAAUCCUCAUCACCAUGAAGUGGAGACAGGGGAAGAGGAUGAACAAGAGGAGCAUCGUGGGUUUGAGCUUGUAAGCUUUCUCACUGGUUGUGUUGAUGCCAUUUCUUCAAGGAAUGUGACUGCUAUCAACCAUUUCAUUGCAAAAUUGGGUGAACUUGCAUCUCCAAGAGGAAGAACCUCCAUAAGCCGCAUUUGUGCUUAUUUCACUGAAGCCUUAGCCAUCAGAAUCACCAGGCUCUGGCCUCAUGUUUUUCAUGUCACCACUAUCCCUCGGGUUUUGGAUGAUGAUGAAACCGUCACUGCACUGAGGCUUCUCAACCAGAUCACCCCAGUUCCCAAGUUUCUCCAUUUCACAUCAAAUGAGAUGCUGCUGAGGGCUUUUGAAGGGAAAGACAGGGUUCACAUCAUAGAUUUUGACAUUAAGCAAGGUCUUCAAUGGCCUAGCUUGUUCCAAAGCUUAGCCUCCAGAACUCAUCCUCCAAGCCAUGUUAGAAUCACUGGUGUGGGGGAAUCUAAGCAAGAGCUGAAUGAAACUGGAGACAGACUUGCAGGUUUUGCUGAGGCACUGAACCUUCCCUUUGAGUUUCACCCAGUUGUGGAUAGGCUUGAAGAUGUUAGGCUAUGGAUGCUUCAUGUGAAGGAGCAUGAGAGUGUGGCUGUGAAUUGCUUUUUGCAGCUCCACAAGACUCUCUAUGAUGGUAGUGGAGGAGCAUUGAGGGAUUUCUUAGGCCUAAUUCGCAGCACGAAUCCUACUAUUGUUGUCAUGGCAGAGCAGGAAGCAGAACACAAUGAAGCAAGGUUGGAAACAAGGGUGUGCAAUUCCUUGAAAUACUACUCAGCUCUGUUUGAUUCCAUUGACCACAUUGGCCUUCAAGAACAAAGCCCUGUGAGGAUCAAGAUAGAGGAGAUGUAUGCAAGGGAGAUAAGGAACAUCAUUGCUUGUGAAGGGAGGGAGAGAGCGGAGAGGCACGAGAGUUUCGCGAAAUGGAGGAAGUUGAUGGUGGAGCAAGGAGGGUUCAGAUGCAUGGGAGUUACUGAGAGGGAAUUGGUUCAGAGCCGGUUUCUGUUGAAGAUGUAUUCCUGUGAGAAUUACAGUGUGAUGAAGCAGGAGGAGGAUGGUGGAGAAGGACUCACUUUGGGUUGGCUUGAUCAGCCUCUCUACACGGUCUCGGCAUGGACACCGGUUGAUGCAGCAGGAAGUUCAUCAUCAUUUUCUCAGCCAGCUUGAUUCAGCAACAGAUUUUCUUUUCAUCAUACAGAGACAGAUAUACAGAGAAAAAGGGUAGAGUAUUAUUCUUUGUAGGUAGGAAAAUUGUCAUGACUAUUCGUUCAUUCUUUGUUGCAGAUAAGAUUUAUUAGUUUCAAAGAAGUAGCUGGUGCAAUUGUUUAUCAGUACAGCAAUACUGUUUUCUGUUCUUUAUUCAUAUAGUCCAGAUUUCUUGAUACGUUUGUAGUCAACUUAUGUUCAUUGUUUCAUUCUUUAUGUAAGCUGAAAUUCUUUUGUCAAGUCCUUGUAAUUGGAUAAGUUGCUAUUACUACUAUUCUAUUGAAUGUGAAAAGUGAAAUGAAAUUCAGUAUACAUUUGGAGUCAA
Lotus japonicus is the source of this 3282-nucleotide messenger RNA. Its product is annotated as scarecrow-like protein 28. Gene Ontology annotation, biological process: regulation of DNA-templated transcription. Gene Ontology annotation, molecular function: sequence-specific DNA binding; DNA-binding transcription factor activity. The transcript is spliced from 2 exons. Gene Ontology annotation, cellular component: nucleus. The record is from RefSeq and is a predicted model, not a curated record. NCBI's taxonomy places the organism in Eukaryota, Viridiplantae, Streptophyta, Magnoliopsida, Fabales, Fabaceae. The coding region runs from base 903 to 2918 and encodes 671 amino acids.